Solanum verrucosum is the source of this 605-nucleotide messenger RNA. RefSeq names its product ubiquitin-conjugating enzyme E2 28. Gene Ontology annotation, biological process: protein polyubiquitination. The record is from RefSeq and is a predicted model, not a curated record. Gene Ontology annotation, cellular component: nucleus. NCBI's taxonomy places the organism in Eukaryota, Viridiplantae, Streptophyta, Magnoliopsida, Solanales, Solanaceae. Gene Ontology annotation, molecular function: ubiquitin conjugating enzyme activity. The transcript has 4 exons. Bases 75 to 521 code for a protein of 148 amino acids.
CUUGAUUAUUUGGCCUUCCUUUGGCAGUAUUGAUUUGGAUUUCUUUUUGUAGUGAUAAGUCUCUCAAAUUCGUUAUGGCUUCAAAGAGGAUUCAGAAGGAAUUGAAGGACUUGCAGAAAGACCCCCCUGCUUCUUGCAGUGCAGGUCCUGUUGGUGAGGAUAUGUUCCAUUGGCAAGCUACCAUAAUGGGUCCAUCUGACAGUCCGUUUUCUGGGGGUGUUUUCCUUGUGUCUAUCCAUUUCCCCCCAGAUUAUCCAUUCAAACCCCCAAAGGUCUCUUUCAAAACCAAGGUUUUCCACCCAAACAUCAACAGUAAUGGUAGUAUUUGUCUUGAUAUCCUAAAGGAACAAUGGAGCCCUGCUCUUACUGUAUCCAAGGUGCUGCUUUCCAUUUGCUCUUUGCUUACUGAUCCCAAUCCAGAUGAUCCUUUAGUGCCAGAGAUUGCUCACAUGUACAAGACGGAUAGAGCGAAGUAUGAGAGUACUGCCAGAUCAUGGACCCAGAAAUACGCAAUGGGUUGAACACAUUUGGUUCUACUCUCAUGAAUAUCAUCGGACCUUUAUGCUAUAGUAGUAAAUAAACAUAGGCAUGGUGCACAAUUUUUA